This is a messenger RNA of Sphaerodactylus townsendi, 3306 nucleotides long. It is a transcript of the gene SMIM30, whose product is annotated as small integral membrane protein 30. The transcript has 2 exons. The record is from RefSeq and is a predicted model, not a curated record. Lineage: Eukaryota; Metazoa; Chordata; Lepidosauria; Squamata; Sphaerodactylidae. Bases 312 to 497 code for a protein of 61 amino acids.
AUGUUCUGAACAGAGGGUCAUAACUGUAGAAUGAAGCUUGAGGAAGAUUCCUAGAAUCUUUUUUUUUUGCGCGGGGGGGGGAUGUUUUAAAUCUCCUGUGAUUCAUUUACAGCCAGAGUUGGCCAGGUUGUUUGCAGAGAAGCUAAUCUUAUAUUUUUAGCAUGGCUCACGACUAUUAAGAUCUUGGAGGCGACACCCUUCUCGGAACCUGGCUUCUCAGCUUUGGUUUGGUCGAAUUUGCGUUUUGAGAUACACUUAAAGUGCUACAGUCAUCCUUUUGCUCAAGACCAUCUGAUCAGCAAGUUGGGAACAUGUCUGCUCCUGGGAAUGCUUUACAUCUCUUCUUGGUGCUCAUUUCAUUUCUGAUUGGAGUGCCAGCUGUGGAAGCCUUGGAUACAGGCGAUGCACUGGCGAUCUUGCUGGGUAUGCUUCUCAGUGCAAUUGGACUCUGUGCCUGUUUGGGCUUAUAUGCAAGAAAACGAAAUGGAGAACUGUGACUUUAAGAAAAGGUGUCCCGGUUGAGGACAGACAACUUCUUGGUUGGGUUAAGGCUUAAAAACUGAGUUUCUGAUUGUUCCCAAAACUAAUAUAUGAGUCUUCAAAUCCUUAAUGUCAUGCUUUGUUGAAGAUUAGAUACUGUGCCUGACAGAUAGAUGUGAAAUUGAACUUGUAAGAAGAUAAUUAUUAUAUAUUUUCUGUGAUUGAGGGGUUGCCUUAAGAGAGAUGCAACUGGUUUUGUUGCACACAAAAAAUUAAAUGCAAAGUUGCGUAAGAAAAUGUUACAAGGUUUAUGAAAAGGCAAGUGUGCAAUAAUCAGUCAAAACUAUAUGUAUGAACUUUUCAAGUAGAGAAGCACUCCUAAUUGAUUACAUUAAGGAAUUCUUUGCUUAGCUUCCGGUUAAAGUAGCUUUUUCUUUCUUAACAACCAAAAAAAAUAUCAGAGUCCCUUUCUACUUCUAUGGAAAGAUCACUAGCUGGUAUAUACCUGUCCAGGGACAGAGAGCACCACCGUCCUGAAUUUGUGGUGCACCCUGCCUGAGCCACAGAGGACAGCCGCACUGGGCAGUAAAUCUGGCUAUGGCAAAUGGAGAGAUGCAACAAGCAUGACCACUAGCUGGGGACAGCAGGUGGUGUUUGAGCAGGCAAUUCCUGCAGGGUCUUCACCACUGUGGGGCCCAACACCGACCACCCAGCCAGUGCCCAGCCGUUAUGGGGUCUCUGGCUUAAAGAACUGAACUUGAGGAGAGCUAUCUGUCUUAGGAAAUAACCCACUGGAAGCUUAUGUGAUGCAAACCUUAUUGAAGUGAGUGGGGAGUAAUCAAGUGUAUGCCUCAGGUUGAUUUUAGCUGAGUUCCUGGUAGAUUGAUUUUAGAUCUCUUAAAUAUCUUUGAACUCAUACAUUUCUUUCAAAUUUCCUUAGGGAAAUAUAACAGUGCCCAAAUAUUUUCUGCACGGUAUCCCUCAAUUUAUUUUUAUUUUCUCUUCUCGAAGACUUUUGAAUGAGUAUUGUAAAGAUAUUCAAGGAGGCAAAGUGUACUGAGAACCCAAUUAGAUUAAUAUGCAAAGUCUUCCAGUAUAACUAUACAAAUUCCACAAAUUGUGUAGUUGAAAUGGGAGUGUGCAAGGCACUCUUGAAAGUCCUUCUGACUGUGAUUGAAGGUGUACCUAAAUUCUUUGCAAGAAUUCUGGAUUUUUUAAAAGGAGGAAAUCUUGCCACAAGACAGAAAUAAAAGCACAAAGAGAUGGGAAUGCUUAGUCAGAUUUUAGCAUGCAGUCAUUGUUUUAAGUUGCGUAGAAGAGUACCCCUAAACUAAACCCAGUGAAAUCAAUGGCUUUAAAAUGCAAUCAUUGCAUAGGUUUACAGAGCAUGUCGUAUGCUUCUCUUUUGAUAACCUGGUUCAGGGAUAUGAAGUGUGUUCUAAUGGAACACUAGGGUUUGCACUUGCAGUAAAAUUUCAUGAUGCAUCAUUCUUCUUUUUUUUUUUAAAGGCAAGCUCCACUCCUGAGCACCUUCAUGCUAGUGUAAAGAAGUAUGGCAACAUAGUCCAAAAUACAACAAAGUGGAAUUACUGGCCAGCAGUAGCUGAAAUGUACCUCCCUCUUCUCCACAAGUGUCUCUACACAUAGUGAGGGGCCCAUCACAAAUCAAUCAUCAGUCAUAGCACUGAGAGUUGAAAUCAGAGGCAUCAUCAUUCUCCAUCAUUAGGAGGCUUAAUUGGUAUUGCUUGUUAUGCCAGGUUCCUGUUAGGACAUUGGGAUGGUUGCAUAUCUGAUGUAAAGAUAAUAUAGAAAGAAAUUCCCAAAAGACAGGGGGAAAGGGACUAUUUAAGGUUCUGUUUGUUUCAGAAUGUUGAUAGAAUUAACAGGUUAAAUGGAUUGUGAAUUUUUGCCAUGUUACUGGUCUACCACUUUCCCAGAUGAAUUUCCCAGUUCUGCAGAUCUGGCAAGCACAAAAUGUUUUCCAAGACUGACCUUCCAGUUGAACCUCUUUGUCAACUUGUUUUCAUGGUUCUUUUCUUCCUUUAAAGAAAUCAAAUGUAUAUACUUGCUAAGAGACUUGGUCUAGUUUGUUUUUAAAAUGCAAGUAAACCUGUUGCAUGGCAAAGGAUUGUGUAACAUCCAGCCCUACUAAGACGUCUGGAUUGAGAAGUCUGAGACAGAUUUCAGAUAACGCUAUAGGUUUGGAAUGCUUUCAGAAUACAUUCUCACCUGAUGGUCUUCCCAACUGUGGUACAGUACAGCAGUAUCAGUACACAUCAACUAAUGUCACUAUGAUAGUCUUGUCUCUCAAUUUUUGUUUGUUUGUGGUACAAAAUGUGUAUGCAUUGUGUCAGAUGCGAAGUGGUGUUCGGUGUAUGAGUAUUCCUGUUCAUCUAUUUAAAAAUAUAGGUAAGUGGCAUCUGGAAAAGGAGAAGACCAAUUCAUUUAAUUUGAAGGAGUGAGCCUGGAAAUGGUAGUGAACAUUCAUUUCACAUCUGAUGAAAACCAUGUGUGUUUUGUACCAAACUACAAAAUAGUCAAAAGCUAAUAUGUUCAGAAUACUUUCCAAGAAAGUGUCAUUGAUUCCCCCCCCCCUUUUCACACGAUGCAUGUGAUAAAAGUCAUUUGGAGAAAUGACCUUGACCUCAAAAAGAAGGAACUGUUAUACCACUCUUAAAGUAUUCUGCCUUUGAUGUUAUAUAGAGGGUCUGCUGUGAGCAUCUUUGCGAAAAUAUUUUUGUAAUAAUCCUGUCGAAAUCUGAGAAGUAGUUGAUUGAAGCCUAUGAUAGCAGAUGAAGCCAAAGAAAUAUACUUGAUAUUCCUCUA